This is a messenger RNA of Triticum aestivum (bread wheat), 1338 nucleotides long. RefSeq lists its product as uncharacterized. The record is from RefSeq and is a predicted model, not a curated record. The transcript is spliced from 2 exons. The coding region runs from base 307 to 1338 and encodes 343 amino acids. Gene Ontology annotation, molecular function: protein binding. Lineage: Eukaryota; Viridiplantae; Streptophyta; Magnoliopsida; Poales; Poaceae.
UCCGCGAUAGGAAGAAGAGCACCCGUUUACCAGCUGCCGGCCUCUAGCCAAGCCGGACGGGGCGGUUGAUUUUGAAGACCGUGGCAGUGAGACGAACCUUUUCACAGGCUGCAAAUUCCUCGACUUACCAGGCGCGUCGUCGUACACUACAUACUCGUCAAUAUAUACCGGUGUGUCAACGCGGUCGUGAGGCCGUUGUUUCUACGACUUGGUUUCAUCUCAGAGAGAAAACUCGGCGAUUCUUUGCUUCCGGCUCAUCCUCUUCUCUGAUUCAAUACAGCAGACGAGCGCUCCGGAAAUAAAAAGAUGAGCGCGUUGUUCAGGGCAUCCUGGACCCAGAGGGUAUUAUCCAUGGAGUCAGAUAAUGUGCGCCGCCAUAAAUGUGUGGAACAUAGGCUCAGCGCGCUGACCGACGACAUCUUAAUCUCUAUCUUGGUGAGAGUCGACAUUGCUACGGCAGCAAGAAGUAGCGUUUUGUCAAGGCGGUGGAGAAACUUGCCGUGGUUACUUCCUGAUCUCAAAUUUCAUGCCAUGAACCUCCUUAGCGCCCCAUGCGGAGGAGUCACACGCCACAUUGACCAAGCAAUGGCGUCUCUGGCUAGAGCUACUAGCAGCUUCUUCGCUCAGCCACGCAGGAAACACACCAAUAAAAAGCUAUGCCUUGAGCUCUAUCUCACCGGCAACUACUCGCAUGACAUCGGCCUGCUGGUCGGCAACGCUAUUGACAGUGAGAUGGUAACAGAUUUGGAACUCCCCAUUUUAACCGAGAAGAAGCCAGAGGACUCUGCACACGAGGUUAUGGUGCAGCAAGCUCAGGAUAUGGAUGGAUUUUUCAGUGCAUACCCUAGCGUUCUUCUUUGCCUCACAAGGCUCCAUCUACAAAAUAUUCGCUUGGCCGAACGGGACAUGAAUCACCUUCUGUUCGACUGCUGCAAGCAAAUGCUGCACCUUCGUCUGGACCACUGUGACACCGGGGACUGUUCUGUAUGGAAGAUCAAUGCGCCACAUUCGAAUCUCAGAGUUCUAGAAGUCUACUUAUCCAAGUUGAAAAAAGCUGAGGUGCUCUGCCUUCCAAAACUAGAGCGGGUCCGUUGGCAGGCUUGGUUGUUUUACGAGGCCCCCUUGUGUUUUGGUUCCGUCCCGUCACUCAAGGAAUUAUCCCUCAUCUGUGACGCAUCUCUCAUUCACCAAGACUUUAGUUUAAGCCAGGUUCUAGACGGUGCCACAAACAUACAUACUUUAACCUUAAACUUUCGAGGAGAAAAGGUAAUUUUAGCCGAUAGCUGUUAUAUUGUGCUUUUGUGCUAUUUCGUACGUACAAACUUAAUGUUGGACUAG